Dendroctonus ponderosae (mountain pine beetle) is the source of this 1972-nucleotide messenger RNA. Its product is annotated as P2R1A-PPP2R2A-interacting phosphatase regulator 1. Gene Ontology annotation, molecular function: protein serine/threonine phosphatase inhibitor activity. The coding region runs from base 266 to 1123 and encodes 285 amino acids. The transcript is spliced from 5 exons. The record is from RefSeq and is a predicted model, not a curated record. NCBI's taxonomy places the organism in Eukaryota, Metazoa, Arthropoda, Insecta, Coleoptera, Curculionidae.
AUGAAAUGGCAACCAUGUAUAGCAUGAAAUCGGUCUGUGAUGGCAACAUUGUUACCAUUUGACAUCUGACUGGAAAAAUGUCAAAAACCGCUUUUUAACAAGUAUUCUUGUUCUUCGAUCUAAUAACAAAUGAAAUCCAGAAGGGAAUCCGUGGGACUCACAGGUUUAUUUGUGCACAGAGUGUCUGCUAUUAAAGAUAAAUAUAAUAAAGAAUAACAUAGAUGACAAAAUAAAGUUCUAAUGCUGAUGCGGAUAAGGUAUUGCAAUGUCGUCGUCGAAUUCUGCAAUGGAGGUUGAUGGAGCCCCAGGAGGUGCUCCUGGCCCUUUAAAGAGAAGUUCUAGUGCACCGAUGAUUAAUGAAGUUUCCAGUUGUAACAUGACAUCAGGCAGUUCCAGCAGCGCUACUCCCAGCAGUCAAGCUUCGUUUCCAAAUUUAUUCGGUUUUGUAAACUCCACCAGAAACCGACGACACAGUGCUAGUUUUAGUCAAGUUCCAGGAUCUCCGGUAUCUGGAGUGCGUCGAAUCAAUCAAUUACGCCGAGAAGAACAUGAAGUAAUGUCAGAUUCUCGGGAGCUUGCUCGUGAAAGAGAAAUACACAGCGCAAUGCAAAUAUCCCAGUCUUUGGAAGACCUUUCUAUAAUGACCGAAUCUCCAAGUGAUCCGAAGAGUAGCAGGAUGGGACCCAUUCAUGUCAACCUUCCUGCUAACAGCUUUAUGUGCAAUUCUCCUUCGCCAACUAGAUGUUUUGGCUUCCAAAGUCCUACACGUCGAAAUUUCGUACGACGCAGUGAGAGUCCAGUUUUGCGCCCUAGUCCACUUUUACGCGCAAAACGCAAACUUGAUGACAGAGACGUCGACUUUUCUAUUAGCCCCCGAGCCAAACGGGUCAAUACGUACUCAGGGAGUGAUGGCAGAGGAUUGUUAACCACUACAACAAAUUCCUUGCAAGGUUCCUUAAGUUCAGUUGGAACUCCUGAAAGCCUCUCUAGCGCGGAUUCUCCAGGUUCCGGAUUUGCAUUUCGUCCAGUUGACAGUCCAUCGCCGACACUGGAGGGUAGCAGUCAAGGAGAAUCCAUGAUGGGCAAAGGGGGAGAUCAAGACAUGGCUGAAAGUCCCAGCUAAUUAUCAUUCCAAAUAGAAAUGGAAGACGGAAAGAUUUACGCUUUUUGAAUGAGAAUGAAAUAGUAUGGUGUGAUGCAGUGUAAACAUUUUAAAAUCUGUGUGUUUUGUUGAUGUGUAGAUAUCUGUAAGUACUUGGGUUAGGUUUGAAAACGUAUUUAAAGUUUAUUAGAGCAAAGCCAAAGUAAUAUUUGAGAGACUCGCGGAGAAUUGUGAAAUAUAUACAUAUAUUUUGUAGUGUUAAGUAAUCCUUGUUUCCAAUGUUUUCAAGUGGUCAACCGCAGAUUUAUUCGGAUACUCUUAGCUUUUCCUAGCUUAGGCUCCGAUCUAAUUUGUUCUCACUGUUCUGCAAGAUUGAUCAAGAGGAUUGUAACCGAAUUAUUUAUCAUAAGGUAAUCUAGAAUGUGUUCAAAUAUGUCUAAUUUUGCAAUAACAUUUAAUAUUAUAACUUUUAGAUCAUCUGGAAAAGUGCUAUUUGACUAAAAAUACAAUUCAUUACUUGAAGUUUUAAUAACUUCUGAAAUACUGUUUCUGUAGGAUUAGCAACACGAAUUAUUUGAAGUUGUUUUGUCUUUCGAGUUGUUAAAUUUAAGUCUCGUCAAAUUGAAUGGAUACAAUUUGCAUAACUGGAGAUUAUGAUAGGUGAGUUUAUUCACAAUAAUUACUUGAAGAUUGUUAUUAGGACUUUAUUUGUAUUAACAUAGACAUUAUUCACAAUAAUGCAAACCUGAAAUACUUCGUAAUAUCAGAAGUUUCAAAUUUGCUAAUAUGAAAAAAGUUUUUUACUACCAUUAUUAUAUUUGUUAAUCAAAAUGAAACUCUACUUACAUCUUCAAUAAAUCUGUUUUGACA